Ceraceosorus guamensis is the source of this 1406-nucleotide messenger RNA. RefSeq lists its product as hypothetical. The record is from RefSeq and is a predicted model, not a curated record. NCBI's taxonomy places the organism in Eukaryota, Fungi, Basidiomycota, Exobasidiomycetes, Ceraceosorales, Ceraceosoraceae. The coding region runs from base 423 to 1319 and encodes 298 amino acids. The transcript has a single exon.
UGGGCGCAUGCAACGAGCUCUGUGCUGUGCGUGCUCAUGCGCGAACUUGAUCGUCCCGAAUAGCGCCAGUCCGCGUCUUGAGCGGGUCGGUGGCGACAAGCGAGCCGAGACACUGGAAUGCGGCCGGUGCGGACUCGGGUGAAUCGCUUGGUGCACCUUCCAAAAGGUAGCGCGGCCGCCUGAACUCGAUCAGCUCGACGAGCAGACGCUGAAAUCGCCGGGCUGCGCCCCGCAUCAUGGCUUUCCCGAAGCAUGCUGGUGGCGAUGCCAAUACCGUAGCGGUGCAAAACUGGUCAAGAGUCUGAAUCCAAGGUUGGCGUUUUGCGCACAUAAGAAAGGGAGCAAGGGGGAAUUUGAUUCCUCCUCGCCAAGGACGUGCUUUCAAAUAGGCACGAGCUUAUGUCGCACGCUCGUCUGCCGCCAUGUCAGUCCGUCCAACCUGCUCGGGCCGCGCUGGUAGCUCCGCAAAGAGAGCGUUGCUGCUCGUGCUGAUAUGCAGCAGCUUGCUUGUGGGAGCAGCAUCUUGCACCCGCACUUUUGCUGCGAGACGACUUGACAGGCGCAGCUCUUCCUCGACAGAAACGUCCGGCAUCUCGACGGAUCACCGCAGCGGCGAGAAUUCUCAAGGUCGACGCGUACGGGCGCGAUGGCGAGGACAUUACCCGUCCGGCAGUGAGACGGGCAGCGACGGUGAGGGCGCCAGCAGCAGUCGCUCGGAUCUUUCAACAGAACCACACCUUUCCGCCUCGAGUGGCAGUGACCAUGGUAGAGCCGUGUCGCCAAGCGAUUAUCUACCACCACAAGAUUUGCGCCUGCUACCGCCGCCUCUGGAGCACGUUCCGAGCGGUCUCUCAUCCACGCUGAUUUCGGGAGCAAGAAUCCACGGCGAAGAAUCGCCGCCCUCUUUGCAUUCUGCAAGCUCCAACGCAUGGGCUACGCCUCUCGAAGUGGGAGGUCCACACACGCCCGAUUUUCUACCUGGCCAUUCCACCUCCUCGUUGCAGGAUUCUACAUCCUCUAUCAUGCCUAGUCGCACCUCCAGCAGCCCAGCAAGAAUAUCGACGCCCGAGCGUGCAAGAAUUCUUCGAUCUUCCUCUUCGCCAUCCCUGUCGACGCAUCGACGUGGCGUAGCCAAGCAUCUCGUCCAGACCAAUCCUCGAUGGGUUCUCUCCAGUGGCAGCAACGCGCACCUCCCAGUGCAUCAGCUGGUCAACCGACCGGCUUUCACGAGACAUACCCGAGGAGCGUACUUUUUGAGCGAUGCUGGCGCCGAAGCCCGCGCAAGGGAUGCGAUUCAUGGGCUGCAUCGUGCACCAUAGUGGUGGAAACUGUGCGCCGUUGCAAGUAUCAAGAUGAAAAUCAUCUCUCGAACGUGGAGGUCGUCGACAUCUGAGGCGCCGACACCU